UCGUGUUUUUGCGUUUAAUUUUAGUAGGAAAUCAAAUAUCAAUUAGUUUGGGGUUGUUAUAAAAUUAACUCAAAAAUGAGUGAGGCAAACGCUCCCAAGGAACUUACAUUUGCAGAAAAACAAGCAGAACGCAUGAAAAGAUUGCGAUCGUUACACAGCGCCAGAAACGAAGCAAGGACACAGAAUCACCAAGAAGUUGUAGCAGAGGAAGCAAGAAACAAGUUACCUGCAAACUAUGAGGCUAAAAAACGGCAAGCUGAAUGGGUUUUAGAGGACCAAGCUAAAAGAGAGGAGGCCUCAAAGCAGGGCAAAGACUACGACAGAGUUAAACUCCUUAACAUUUCUGCGGUGGAAGCUGAACGACUGGAACGUAAAAAGAAGAAAAAAAAUCCUGACCAAGGAUUUUCUACUUACGAGCAAGCAACAGUGCGGCAGUACUCGAGACUUGUGAAAAAUAUGCCAGCACCAGACAUGGAGCAAUAUGAGAAGCAGAAACAAAAAUAUGGCGACGCAUUUUACGGUGGGCCUAACGUAAUUAUACAUGGGAUGCACGAGGAUCGCAAAGAAGCAGUUGACAAAAUGGUGAAUGAUAUUGAGGGACAGAUAGCUAAGAGAUCCAAAUAUUCGAGAAGGAGAAUCCACAACGAUGAUGCAGAUAUUGACUACAUCAACGAACGGAAUGCUAAAUUCAACAAGAAACUUGAGAGAUUCUAUGGAGAGCACACGGCUGAAAUUAAACAGAAUUUGGAGCGUGGAACAGCAAUAUAAAAUAUGUACUAAAAAUAUUCUCAUUAUCUUAUAUAUAAAA
Messenger RNA from Aricia agestis (brown argus), 808 nucleotides. Its product is annotated as pre-mRNA-splicing factor Syf2. Gene Ontology annotation, cellular component: post-mRNA release spliceosomal complex; catalytic step 2 spliceosome; Prp19 complex. NCBI's taxonomy places the organism in Eukaryota, Metazoa, Arthropoda, Insecta, Lepidoptera, Lycaenidae. The coding region runs from base 76 to 768 and encodes 230 amino acids. The transcript is spliced from 2 exons. The record is from RefSeq and is a predicted model, not a curated record.